AGAUCGACUUUUCCGGUAUACUUCCGGUAUUGAUUGAACAUAUGCCGUUGUAGCAGAGUAGUGCUUUCUGUCGGACUCUUGCACGUUACAUUUUUUCAUAAUAUCUUGAUCGAUAAUAUGGCUUUUGACCAGUCCUCUGCCAGUGCGUCUGAAAAUGCUGAGGCCUCGGAACUUCAGAUGAUGAUAGCAGUCGAGCAACAGAAAGCUCAGUUUGAAGCACAGGUGCACACCUUCACCGAUGUGUGCUGGGACAAAUGCAUGGAUAAGCCGAGCAGCAAGCUGAACUCCCGGACCGACACGUGCCUGGCUAGCUGUGUGGAGCGCUUCAUUGACACCACCCUCACCAUCACAAACCGCUUUACUCAUAUGGUGCAGAAAGGGGGCAUGCAUUGACUCAGCAGGGAGAAGAUGAAGAGAAGGGAUACCGACUAUGGACCUAGAAGAGAUCACUUUUUCUGGCUGGACUGCAAUUGAGGAGAAGAAGCUCCAUGCAGGCGAGAAGCCCAAAGACGAGAAAGUUUACACCAUGUACCAUGGCACGUUUCUCAAGUAUGUCCAGCGUAUUCUCACCAGUGGGUUCCAACGCUCCAGCGAUGGAAUGUUGGGAUCGGGGGUCUACGUGAGCCGUAAUAUCGACAAAGCAAAGUGUUACCCGCUGAAUGCUGACAAGAAUGAAGCGGUAGUGUUGAAGUUAAAGGUGCGGGUUGGCAAGGUGAAGAAGAUCGACAUUGAUAACCAUCCGCUUCAGAAGUCAUGGCACCAGAAUGGUUACGACAGUUGCUGGGUGCCACCAAACUGUGGCAUUACCGCUAUUAAAUCUGGCCGUGAAGAGGAUUGCGUCUGGGAUCCCGCCCGGAUUGUGGUGGUGGAUGUGGCCUGCUGUCUGGACGAUAAAACGCGCUGGGACCUCCGAAAGCAAAUACGCGGCAUGAAUAACCAUGGCGCAAAAGACGGGUGCAGCCAGUGCCACCAGAAUACCUCAAACACUGGGUCUCACCCUAUCCAAAGCUGUUGGACAUGCAACAAACAGAUGUGCCCCUUUCAGAAGAAGCAUAUGUGCAACAAGUAACAAGGCUACUUGCACAAACAACUAGUCUUACUUUGCGUUGCCUGUCUCGCUUUUGACCCAUCACCCAAUGUGACCUUGCAUACCAUUUAAAAUUAAGCUUGUUGUCGAUGUCAUGUUUUCAUGUAUUUUGUGUAAUCAUUGCAACCUAAUUGUAUUGGGAUCUAAUUUGUUAACGGACUUGCCUGGUUAAAUAAAGGUUCAAUUGUAUUUGAGAAUCCAUUGAUUAGACAAAUUAAGCAAUAUAUAGGGCCGACAUGGGAAAACAACUUGACAUUAUGUCAAAUUAAGAAUUUACAUUGGACGUUUUUGUUGUAACCUAUUCUUUUGCAUGUUAUAUACGGUAAAGGCAGACAGAAGCCAGCCUAGGCUACUUAGUUUCCUAAUAGGCUGCACUAAUAUCAAACGAGGAAAAUUUGUAAUAUUUGACGGAUACAGUUGUUUCUCGUGCCGCGUUCACGUGCUAGUCAGAACUAGGAAACUCAUUUCCGACUCGUUGAACUGGGCAAAACUAAUCAGUUAGCGAGUCGGACAUUUCAGAGUUUCCUAGUUCCGAUAAGCACGUGAACGCGGUAUCAGUCAAUGAACAAGCGUGUGUUCAGACAGUCUUGUCAAGCUUCUCCGCCUGAUGACCAAUGGACAGGACAUCUACUUCAUGGGUCAUCUUGACGAAGUGCCGGGAGAUAUGCGCGUUAACCUGCUAGUCGGAACUAGGAAACUCGGAAAUGUCCGAUUAGUUAGCUAAUCGUUAAUGACUACAACCGGUUAGUAAAUUGGACAUUUCAAAGUUUCCUAGUUAUGACUGGCACGUGAACGCGGCAUUAGCCAGGUGCAGUGAUACAGUGUGUGUAUAUAUCUGGUUAGGUGCACCUUCACCUCAGUAGGUGGCGGUACUUACUGUAAACGUCAUGGACACCUGUUUCAGAGAAUAGAGCAAGAUGGCUCCAUGGGAACCAGGAAGUAAAUAAAUGUCAUUGAAGAGAUUGAAGCAAAGAGACUCAAUAGAGCCUCGAGAAGAUCAAUUAUGACAAUUUCAAAUCGUUUGCGAUAUUAGAGUCUGCAUGGCCCUCCCACCACCAGUGUACUGAAUGCAAGUAGCUACAUAUUGAAAUGAAAGUAGUGUCUCAAAUGUUGAUUCACGUUUAUCCAUUUUGGCUGACCCCUAAAACCUUACGUCUUUGUCUCCCAGACACGAAAGACAACAUGAUCCUGAGAGUGUUUUUCCCACCACCAGUGUAACGCGUUGGAAAGAAGACUGCCCGCCCAAGCAUUGAUGAGGCCCGAAAGUCAUAAUGAAGCGUAGAGGUAUCUAAAAACAACUGGAGCCUUGCCACCACCUAUUGCUUGAAGUGUGCAUUUUGAAUGAUUUGUUUUCAACCCAGGUCUGCCUCAGCACUGAGGGGAAUGCCUCCACCAGAGGGUUCUGGUCCUAACCCUAACCACUGGGCCCUCUCAGAGUUACUGGGCCAGAGGAGGCUUGUGGUGUUGGGGGUACUAGUAGCAUGGAUGGUCCUCUUCCACCUCCUGGUGAAUGUGUGGCUCCUCUGUCUCUUCACCAGCCUGCUGGUGGUCCUGGGUGGCUGGCUGGGGUCCCGUGCUGCCCUGGAUGCCAACAGCCUGCUACACCUGGAGCACUUCGUCCCCCUGGGUAGAUCACAGCCGGCCCUCCACUCGCCUGAGAGCGAAUGGAGGCUGGACCACGAGAUCCAAAGCGCUGUGCAUAAAGCCAUCCGAGACUUUGUGUCGUCCUGGUACCACACCAUGCUGACCGAGGAGGAGGGGCUGGGGGAGUUUGAGCACAUUAUGCGGGACGCCAUGUUGGAUUCAGUGAUGGAGCUGAAGGAGAGGGCUCGGUGCGUGGACAGGAGAGCGCUGGUCCAGAGGACCUUGGAGCUGUGUGGCUGCCACCUGCAGAGCUACAUGACAGCAAGGGAGAUGAUGAAGCAGGCAGAGGCACGGCUGGGGAUGCAGGACAGAGACAGCUCCAGCACCCCCAGCCUGUGGGAGCUCUAUAGCCAGGCAGAUGCCCCCCACCCAGCCCUGGCUAGUCCAGCCACGGAGCUCAGCUAUUCCCGGGCCGUAGUGGACCUCCUAAUGCAAGUCCUGGUCCCGUUCCCUCACCUGGAGACCAGGACAGGGAGAUACAUGGUGGGGGAGUUGAUCACCUGUAACGUCCUCCUCCCACUGGUCAGUAGGGUGUCCGAUCCUGACUGGCUCAACCUUACCAUUGUGGACUUGUUCACCAAAGCCAAAGAAUCACCGGAUGAGUCCCUCGAUGAGCUCCCUGAUACUCCAGUCCAGCUGCACAGGAGUCAGACCCAGCCGGAGCUCUGGACCCAGACCCGUUCUACCUCCUGGCUCCAGACUCCGAGAGACCAGAACGAGUCCAGCAACAGCCCCACUCCUCCCAAGCCAGCCACUCCAGACUCCCUGGAAUCCAUGGAGUCCUACCAUACGGCAGUGCCAGAUCUGAAGGAGGAAACACGGCAGUACUGCGGGGCGAUCCUACCAAUGCCAUGCAUUGGUUCAUCGAUCAAAAUAAACAGUUGUCAUGUGUCUAUGGAUCUGCUGAGGUCCUGCAGCGGUGGCAGCCGCCUGUAUCAGGUUGUGGACUCGGACCUGGAGUCCCCAUCGACAGAAUCCAAUCAGCUCUCUGUGGAGUCCCUAGACCAGAUGGACUCCGAGGAGGACCAGACAGACAGCUUCUGUGACUGUACCUCCCCUACCAACUUCUGCAGUGUGUUUGAAGACGAGCCGCCUGGAUGCUUCGGCAACUUGAAGGUCCUGGGACCCAAGGUGUCCGAGCAGCCCCACUGGCCAGCGGGCAUGGCGGAGGAGCUGCCCCCAGGCUGCCCUGUCCCUCCAGGGAGGCUGUGUCUGACCCCCUUCAGCUUCGAACCCCUCAGCAGCCCAGAUGGACCCGUCCUUAUCCAGAACCUGAGAAUCACUGGUGCUGUGACAGCCAAGGAGCACCGCAGCACCGGCUCACACCCCUAUACUCUAUACACCGUAAAGUAUGAGACAGUGGUUGACUCGGAGAGCCUAGGUACUCUACAACCUGUAGCCUAUCACACUGUGAACCGGCGCUACAGCGAGUUCCUCCACCUGCAGACGCGCCUGGAGGAGAAGCCUGACCUCAGGAAGAUGAUUAAGAAUGUCAAGGGACCCAAGAAGAUUUUCCCUGAUCUUCCGUUUGGGAACCCAGAUAUCGACAAGGUGGAAGUUCGGAAAGGACAGCUGGAUACCUUUCUUAAACAACUGUGUACCAUCCCUGAGACGGCCAACAGCGACGAGAUGCAGGAGUUCCUGGCUCUUCACACAGACGCCAGCACAGCCUUCGAGAAGAAACCAUUUGUUAUGUCCAGGAUUGAUAAGAUGAUGGCGAAUGCUGUAGACACUCUGAAGACAGCAUUCCCUCGUGCAGAGGACGACCUGGAUGGAGAGCCUGCUGAUGCGAGGAAUGCCCCAGAAGGAAGGAAGAGGUCUGUCCGGCUGAGGUUCUCCAGUAAAGUCGCCCCUACUCUCAAUAUACCUGAAAUCCAGCCCAGAGUCAUAUACUGCUUCAAUGAAGGGAGCACUGUGUUCCAUGGCCUGUCCUUGUCUGGUCUGGAGGGCGUUAUAAAGGACCAGGAGGCUCUGCUCUAUGCUCCCCAGGAGAAGGAGGCUGACGGGAGGAGGUUCAGCGUGCUACCUGGCAAAGACAGGAAGGGAGGUGGGGGUCGGGAGAGAAAACUACGGGGGACAGACACGGCCGUGGCAGACGUAGCUCUGAACAUCCUGUGUCUGCUGAUGAAGGACCAGUGGAGCUGGCUCUGCACUGAGAACAUACAGAAGACCAUCAGACUGCUGUUUGGCACCUUCAUUGAGAGGUGGCUGGAUGUGGGCAUGGCCCACCUGACCAGUGCUCCCUGCUGGGUGAUCUACCUCCAGGUGAUGCAGGAGGCAGUGUGGCCCGGGGGUGUCCUCCCUGAUGGGCCCCGUCCUGACCGCAGCCUCAUCCAGAGAGAAGAGACCAGGCAGCAGUGUCUGCACUGCCUCACACAACUACUGCCAGACCUGAUUGCUGACAUGCUGGGUUCUGAGAAGUACAGAGUGAGCUGGGAUAUGGCACUGGCGUCUCUGCAGGACCCUAACAUCAACCGGCACCUGAUCUACUGUAUCUGUGACCUGCUGUUGGAGUUCCUGAUUCCAGAGUCUUCAGAGGAGGGCUUUCAGAGAUCUCUACUACACAGUCUCUUUGGAGACGAAGAGAGGCUUUCUGCUUCAGCUUGACGACACACCAACACAACACCCCUCUCUCUGCUCACCUGUCACUAUCCCUAUCUAUUACCCUCUACCCCCUCCCAUCCUGGCUAGCUCAUCAGUAUGGUAACCGUGGUCCUGCUGGGUUAAUCAGAAUGGGACCAGAGAUUUACUGGAGCUUCUCAUGAGGUCAGAGAAGACAGGUGAAGAGCGCAGAGAAGGGGGGAGGAGGGGGAGGAGGAAAAGGGCUGGGGAGAUAGGAGGGGUGGGAAGGCUGGGACAUGGGCUCUUGAACUCCUUACACUUUAUAGGCAACGCUCUAAAAUGACUGAUGACACUUUAUUGAAUGUAUUCUCAAGGCACUGUGUUGGUGAUUGUGCUAAUAUUGUGUUUUAAUUAGAUGCUUGUGUAGAGAAACACAUUUAUGUAGAUAUGUAUGUACAGUAUAUGCAGUAAUUAUUUUAUGUGUUUAUUUAUUUAUAUGUAAAAUGCAGUAUGUGUGAUAUCAAUAGAUAUACAGUGGGGUCUGAAAUAAUUUGACCCCCUUGAUAAUGAUGAGCAAAAAUGACUAUAUAAAAUAAAUCAUACUGAGCUACUGUAUAUUUUAUGCAAAUAAAUAAUUGGGAAAUUAUAUUAUUUUAUACUAA
Messenger RNA from Oncorhynchus kisutch (coho salmon), 5955 nucleotides. RefSeq names its product sorting nexin-19. The record is from RefSeq and is a predicted model, not a curated record. The coding region runs from base 2429 to 5338 and encodes 969 amino acids. Gene Ontology annotation, molecular function: phosphatidylinositol binding. The transcript is spliced from 17 exons. Gene Ontology annotation, cellular component: intracellular membrane-bounded organelle. NCBI's taxonomy places the organism in Eukaryota, Metazoa, Chordata, Actinopteri, Salmoniformes, Salmonidae.